AUGCUGAAACACAUUCAUCAAAUAGGUAAAAGUCUGAGUGAUGAAAUACAGAAAGGGUUACAAGAUGAACUUGGUGAAGUGCCUACUCAGGAAGAUCAAUCUGCUCCUCCUGGUACACAAUCAAAUGGGGUUAUGCCAGAAUUACCGAGGGAGAUACAAGCUAAAUUGAGAAAAUUUGAUAAGUAUGAAGCCAAAUAUCCUGCUUUGCUCAAUGCUUAUAAAACUGAAAGGGCUAGAAAUGAAAAUAUCGAGAAAAUCCUUGCAGAAAAUACUCCUAUCUCAAGUUUAGAUGAUAUUGAUGCAUUACCCACAUUCUUUCACGAUCUAAAUAGCAAGCAUACAUUGUUUAACGAUGAAAUAAAAAGACUGACGAAAGAAAAUAAUGAUGCAAAGCAAGCCACUGAUGGCGAUUCACUUAAAGAAUUAAAAAAGAAACACGAAGAAGAAAUAAAGGAAUUACAAACUCAACUAGACUUAACAAAAGAGAACACCCCAGUAAACACUUCAAAUAAUGAGGAUAAUGAAGAAUUGAAGAAGAUGUUUGAAUUGAAAGAACAAGAGUAUAAGUCCAACAUAUCAAAAUUAGAGACAGAAGUCGAAAAAAUAAAUGCAGAGUUAGGCGCCAAAGAAGAGCAGCUCGUUUUAGAAAGAAACGGAUCUCAAAAGGAGAAAGCUGAGCUCCUCGAAUCAUAUCAAAAAGAGAGAGACGUUCUUAAUGAACAGCUAAAAGCCACAACCGAAGAGUUAAAAAUUAACAUAGAAAAGAUAGAAUCACUAGAAAAACAACUGAAGGAAAAAUCCAUCCCUCCUUCUGGAAAUGGUGUUGAAGAUGUGGAGGCACCGCAAUCUGAUACGGAGCCUAGCGUAUCAACAACGCCAAUUAGCAAAAGUAAGAAGAAAAGGAAUAAGAAGAAGAACAAAAAGCAAAAUGCACUAAGUACUGCUGAGACGAUCUCCCAGAUCGAGAAGGAGGUACCAACUAAUAGCUCUGGUGAAUUGAACAUUAAAUAUGAGGCGUUGCUGAAAGAUUACACUGAGCUCAAAACUGCUCACAGCAAUUGUCAAAAGUGGGAGAGUCAAUAUAAUGAGGUUAGUGAGAAGUUAAAGGAUUCGAAAUCCUUGCUGGAGGAAAUGCAAGCUUUGAAGAAUGAACACGAGAAAAUUCAAGCAGAAUUAUUAGAUAGCAAAAAGGCAUUAAAAUCCAAAAGUGUUGAAGUGGAGGAAGUUAGGGAUAUGUUGAGAGAUGUAGGAAAUGAAUUAGUUGAGGCUAAAGACCAAUUAAAAGACUCUUCAAAGAUUGACAAGGAAGAACUUACAAACGCUAGAAAUGAAAUCGAAAAAUUGAAGAAAGACAAUGAGGCUGUCGUGUCUACUUAUAGGAUGAAACAUGUCGAACUUACCAAUAAGAUUGAUUAUCUCAACAACGAAUUAACGAAGUUUAAGGCAAGUUCAGAUGAACAAAAGAAACAGUUACAAGAAAGUGUAAACAAUGCUAAUGAUAUAAUUAAUAAACUGAAGAUUGAAAACUCUAAUAUCACCUCACAAUUCAGGGAUUAUAACAAUCUAAAAAAUGCCACAAUUCAAAAGGAAAAGACGAUUGCUUACUUAGAAAAGCAAAUUAAAGAGUACACUGAAGCGAAGGAUAAAUUGAACAAAGAGAUUGACAUACAAAAGAAAGAAAACAUUCAAUUAACAAAUCGAUUGGGUCUAUUGAAGAAGGAAAAUCAGAAUUUACAUGAUAAUGAGUCAAAAAAUUCUCAAUCCUUUGAAAAUUAUUUGAAGGAAAAUGGCAAACUCUCCGAAAGGUUAUCUAUACUACAAGAAAAAUACGAUACUUUACAAAACUUGAAGAGUAAUUCAAGUGAACAGAAUGACACCAUCAAAAGACAAUGCGAAGAGCUAAAUAUCAAAUUAAAGGAAUCAAAUAAAAGAGUCAUAUCUCUGGAGGACGAAUUAAAUGAUUACACUAAUAUUAUACAAGAAAAGACAAGAGAAUCUGAAACCAUGAGGAGACUACUUGCUGAUUCUCAAAAUGAUGAAAGCUCAAAAUAUAAAGAGCUAACAGAUAAGUUAGCCUACUUAACUAAUGAGAAAUCAAAACUUGAUUCCGAGCUAGCAUUGCAAUCUUCAAGAACAACACGAGAAAUUCAUGAUUGGAAACAAGCCAAUUUAGAGUUAAAAUCAGAAAUGCAUUCCCUAAGGAUGAGAGAGAAAGAGCUACUUUCUGAAAUUGAUACUUUGAAUUCACUACAUGAUCAAAUGAAACGUAAAAGUGUAGCCAAUAAUGAGGACUCAGGCGAAUUAGAAAAAGUAACAACCAACCUAAAAGAGUCAUUAGCAAAUGCAGACCAAAAAAUUCGUGACUUGCAAGCCUCGAAUGUCGAAUUAAUGCAUUUAAACAACGAUGUCAAUAAGAAGUUGGAGCGCAUAACAAAAAAUUAUAGAACGAUAUCCAAUCAAUUGAAUGCUUUGAAGGAGGGUAAAGAAAUACCAACGAGAGCAAGCAGAUCUAACUCUGCAGCUUCAACUAUGAGCAAUCAUUUAGCUGUAAAUGAACCUCGCCGUUCUCCAUCAUCCCAAAAUUUGGAAGCUGCUACAACUGAAACAGAAUUAGAACAAAAUGAAAAGAUCGCUUACAUCAAAAAUGUUCUGUUAGGGUUUUUGGAACAUAAAGAGCAAAGAACCCAACUUCUCCCAGUGGUAUCUAUGUUGUUACAAUUAGAUAAUACUGAUGAACGAAGGCUUUUACAAUCGCUGGAUUGA
Messenger RNA from Naumovozyma castellii, 2763 nucleotides. It is a transcript of the gene IMH1, whose product is annotated as Imh1p. Bases 1 to 2763 code for a protein of 920 amino acids. The transcript has a single exon. Lineage: Eukaryota; Fungi; Ascomycota; Saccharomycetes; Saccharomycetales; Saccharomycetaceae. The record is from RefSeq and is a predicted model, not a curated record.